CAAAGCCACAAAGGGACUGCAAGCGGCAAGCCGUUGGCCGCAUCUAACUACCGCGGGGGCCAACGAACAUUGCUUCUCCUUCCCGCAUGUUCUCGUCUUCCUCCUCCACUCGUCGUCCAUCACUUGCGAGCCCUCCUCCUGCAGCUCCGGAUCUGGAAGGCCGGGGGGAAGUCGCGCGCUGGCAGAAGGGAAACGGCGCGAUUGAGUCGGAGGAGUACGGGGCCGUUGAGUCGCAGGCCAGUGAGUCGCGAUUGAAUUCGGGACAGAGGCAUCGCGCAGCUGCCACUGGGGGAAGCUCGAGGAGAAGACACACGACAUGGAUUGGUUGCCUGGAGAGCUGUGCCUCAAGAUCUUCCAGCUCCUGGAUCACCAGUCCCUCGCCUCCGCUCCCCAAGUUUGCAGGAAAUGGAGGGCGUUGACCUCCGACGAUGAGCUGUGGCGCAAGCUGUUCACCGACAGGUGGGGGCCGGACGCCGCGGCGUUCUACGCGCCGGAGGGCUCCAAGCCCUGGAAGGACGUCUUCGUCGUGCAGGACCGAUGCGACCGAUACGGACUGGGUGUCAGGAUCAUCAGGGAAGGGAAGGACUACUACCUGAUCUACCAGGGCGAGAUCCAGAGGUACUUGGGCUCGCGCCAGGACACGGACGGUGACGGCGGCAAGGACGCGCCGCGGCAGGACGCUCAAGACGACGGGCAGCGGCUGAUAUCGAACCGGAUCCUGUUCUUCCUGGGGGAUCUGGAGGCAGCCUGCGCGGACGCCAAACGGGUCAAGGCGUGAACGUGUUAUCCUGUGCGGCGGCGCCCCUUGUCCAGAAGCGCAUCGCUGCCUGUAUGUAUGAUGCAUAGCUCGUGCAUAGUGUUGUCCUAAUCAUUACUACGUGUAUAGUGCUUCACCAGUUCACCCUCAAUUUAUUUGAGUUGAGAUUCUAAUAGUCAUUUAGAUUGUAAGUGGACUUGAUCAUAUGCUUUGGUUGUAUGACACUUUCGUCUGUCAA
Panicum virgatum (switchgrass) is the source of this 995-nucleotide messenger RNA. RefSeq lists its product as uncharacterized. Bases 317 to 778 code for a protein of 153 amino acids. Gene Ontology annotation, cellular component: SCF ubiquitin ligase complex. NCBI's taxonomy places the organism in Eukaryota, Viridiplantae, Streptophyta, Magnoliopsida, Poales, Poaceae. The transcript has 3 exons. Gene Ontology annotation, biological process: SCF-dependent proteasomal ubiquitin-dependent protein catabolic process. Gene Ontology annotation, molecular function: protein binding. The record is from RefSeq and is a predicted model, not a curated record.